Molecule: messenger RNA, 1031 nt
Organism: Anopheles arabiensis
Lineage: Eukaryota; Metazoa; Arthropoda; Insecta; Diptera; Culicidae
Product: chymotrypsin inhibitor Ani s 6-like
Exons: 2
Coding region: 390-689 (99 amino acids)
Source: RefSeq, a predicted model, not a curated record
CGCUGCAAUUAGGGAGAGUGAAGAAGAAAUACGGUAACGUCGUAUACUUUCUAAUAUCAUACGGUACUUUCGAUCGAGAACGUCGAUCGCCGGUAUGUCAAACACAACUAACAACUCGAUCGCAAUGAUUUCAACAUCAUACGAACCGAGCACGAUGUAAAACGUUAAGCAAUACGUUUGGAUAGCAGCUUUGAUUGUUUAGGCGGAGUUGUAAAGUGGGACAAAACGCCCAACGAUUAAUGUUUUCUGUUGACUUUCUCUCGCAAUGACGUCGAAUUUUGUGUAGGUAAAUCAUAGAAAGAUUGAAGACUAUAUAACAGGUGCAUCGUCCACGAUGAGGGUUUAGUUCUAUGGAGUUUUAGAAACAAAUUUAAAGAACAAGACAAACGAUGAAGUACGUGAGAUGCAUCUCGUUAAUCGCAUUCGUUGCGCUGAUGGUGACAUUCGUCCACAGCGAAGAUUGCACCGUCGAGAACGAGGAGUACUACAGCUGUGCAUCCCCGUGCCGCCGAAACUGCACCAAUCUUGGGCAAAUGUUGAGCUGCACGGGUGUGUGCGUUUCGGGAUGCUUCUGUCGACCGGGCUACUUUCGCCGGGACGACAAUGCUUGCGUGAAGCCAUGGCUAUGCUCUAAUAAUUCGUUGCAAAAUCAGCUCACCGCUGGGAACGGCCUAGACGUACCACAUUAGCGAAAACGGUGGUGUUCAAUUUUGCCACCAAGACAGCCGCAACCUUCCACCGCACGGGUGUAUCUCAGGCACGGCAAUUGUUUGUGCAGUAUGGAAACCCCCAAACUGUACAAACAAUUCGCUUUAAAAUGGUGCUGGUGUUUCUGUUUCAAUAAAAAAAACCUCCUCCUUUUCCCAAUGUACUUGAGCAUCUCGAAAUUUGGUUGAUUCAUAGUAUGAGUAAUAUCUACGAAAAUGAAAAAUGUUCUAUAAAACUAUGAAAAUAGACUACAUAGACUGCCGAAAGUCGGUCUCCGGCUUGUAGCACAAGCAGAAAUGCAAACACAUACCCUUUCCGAAGAA